AUGGGUAGAAAGAAGAAGAAGCAGAUCAAACCAUGCAAGUAUUGCAACAGAGAGUUUGACGAUGAGAAAAUCCUUAUUCAGCACCAAAAGGCUAAACAUUUUAAGUGCCACAUAUGUUACAAAAAGUUGUACACGGGUCCAGGGCUUGCCAUCCAUUGUAUGCAGGUUCAUAAAGAAAAGAUUGACAAAGUUCCCAACAGUCUUCCAGGUAGAAACAACACAGAAAUUGAAAUCUAUGGCAUGGAAGGUAUACCUGAGGAGGAUGUGAAAGCACACGAAAAAAAUAAGAGCAAAAAAGCCGCAGAUGCAGGCAGUGAGGCGGAAUCAGGGGAUGACAACAGCCAGCCUGCCACAUCCUUGCCAACGACUUCAGUAACCAAUGGAGUCCCGGUAACUGUGCCUCCGCCCCCGCUGCCUUUUGGCACACCAGGCAUGGGUGCAAUGCCCACACCCGGUCCACCAAUGAUGGGUGGGAUGGGAGGUCCUAUGAUGAACCCUAUGAUGGGACCUAACCCAAUGGGAGGCAUGCCUGGACACAUGAUGGGACCAAAUUCAAUGGGUGGAAUGGGUGGAAUGGGACCAAUGGGGAUGGGAGGACCAAUGAAUCCCCAGAUGAGACCCGGAAUGAACAUGAUGCCCAUGCCACCAAUGAACCCAAUGGGAGGGAUGCCGAUGCAGAGACCACCACUUCCUUUACCCAACAGACCACUGUUUCCUGCUGCUGCUCAGUCGUCUGCAUCUUCGACGCCACCACAAAUAGGAGCUCCUCGGCCAACAUUUCCAGCUGCUGCUUCUAUCGCUCCAAAUGGUGGAAGCACAGCCACAAUUACUGGUGCACCCACAAUCAAAAAGCCAGAGUCUUCAUCAGGUUUGACAUCUAAGUUAGUCCACCCAGAUGAGGAUAUUUCCUUGGAGGAGUUACGAGCCAACAUGCCCAAGUACCAAAAAGCUGCACCGAGGCAUGAGAUGAUGAUGCCGAACAAUACCAUGGCCAAUACACCCAUGCCUCAGGGUGGACCCAUGUCCCAAGGUGGACCCAUGUCCCAGGGUGGACCUAUGCAGGGAGGAAUGCCCAUGAACAUGGGGAACAUGAACAUGGGAAUGAAUAUGGGUAUGGGCAUGGGAGGGCCCAAUAUGAUGCAAGGAAUGAUGGGCGGUCCAAGACCCAACAUGAUGCCUGGUCCAAUGAUGGGCAACAACAUGAUGCCUGGUCCGAUGAUGGGCAACAACAUGAUGAGGGGCCCCGGAAAUAUGGCUAUGGGAGGACCACCACGAGGGCCCAUGGGUGGCAACAUGAAUAUGAUGCCUCCUGGUGGCAUGCGGCCAAACAUGGGUGACCCUUUUGGAAAUCAAGGCAUGAUGAGAGGAAACCGGCCAUUUAAUUGA
This is a messenger RNA of Candidula unifasciata, 1386 nucleotides long. Lineage: Eukaryota; Metazoa; Mollusca; Gastropoda; Stylommatophora; Geomitridae. The record is from the annotation of a GenBank genome assembly.